AUGUUUAAUAAAUUUAAAUUAGAUUUUGGGAAAUUUAAAAUUGAUUUAAAAGUUAUAGGAGAUUUAUUUAUUCUAGCUGGUGCAGGUUUAUCAGUUUAUUAUUUAUUAAAUACUAUAAUAAAUGAAUAUUUAGAUAAUACAAUUAAAAAUAAAGAUUCAGAAAAGAAAGGUAAAGGUAUAUUGAAAAAGAUUCAAAAUUCAAAUCCUCAUUUGAAAAGUAUAUCUUUAAAUCAAUAUGAGAAAAGUCUUUUGAUUAAUCUAGUAAGUCCCGAGGAAAUUUCAGUAACUUUUGAUGAUAUUGGAGGAUUAGAAGAUAUUGUUGAUGAAUUGAGAGAAGCUGUCAUAUUACCAUUAACUGAUCCAGAAUUAUUUGAAAAACAUUCCAAUUUAAUAAAAUCACCAAAGGGUGUAUUAUUUUAUGGUCCACCGGGAUGUGGUAAAACUAUGUUAGCAAAAGCUAUUGCAAAAGAAAGUGGAGCAAUGUUUUUAUCAAUACGAAUGUCGACAAUUAUGGAUAAAUGGUAUGGUGAAUCAAAUAAAAUUACUGAUGCCAUUUUUUCAUUAGCUAAUAAAUUACAACCUUGUAUUAUAUUCAUAGAUGAAAUUGAUUCAUUUUUGAGAGAUAGAUCACUGAGUGAUCAUGAAGUUAGUAGUAUGAUAAAAGCUGAAUUUAUGACAUUAUGGGAUGGAUUGAAAUCAAAUGGACAAAUAAUGAUUUUAGGAGCAACAAAUCGUAAAAAUGAUAUUGAUGAUGCAUUUUUAAGAAGAAUGCCAAAAACUUUUCCAAUUGGUAAACCAAAUUCUGAUCAACGUAAAGCAAUACUAAAUAAAAUUUUAAAAGAUGCUCAAUUAGAUGAAGAAGAUUUUGACUUAGACUUUAUUGUUCAAUCAACAAGAAAUUUUAGUGGAUCAGAUUUAAGAGAGUUAUGUAGAGAAGCUGCCAUAUUACCAGUAAGAGAAUACAUUAAAGAAAAUUAUAAUUAUAAAAGUGGGAAAUUAAGUAGAGAUGAAAAUGAUGACUUACCAGUCAGAUCUUUAAAAACAAGUGAUUUUACUCAAAAUAUAAUAACUGGAGGAAUAGCUGGUGGUGGAAUCCAAACAUUAAGCCUUGAUUAA
Molecule: messenger RNA, 1116 nt
Organism: Lodderomyces jiufengensis
Lineage: Eukaryota; Fungi; Ascomycota; Pichiomycetes; Serinales; Debaryomycetaceae
Exons: 1
Coding region: 1-1116 (371 amino acids)
Cellular component (GO): mitochondrial outer membrane
Molecular function (GO): ATP hydrolysis activity; ATP binding
Source: RefSeq, a predicted model, not a curated record